CUGCCGGCCAAAGUUUUCAGUCUGUGCUUCAAUGAACACCCCUCCCUGAAGAACAGGCCUUUUUCAAUACUCUGUUGUAAUGGAGUGGAGCCUUAUCGAUCCCCCAGAGAGCUGGAUCGUUCUGCCUCCGAGAUCCAAGACAGUGUUUUUGUUGUAAGAUGAAGCCUAAAAUGGAUGUGUUUUUAAUGAUCAGACGUCACAAGACGACCAUCUUCACAGAUGCCAAAGAGUCUACCACAGUCUAUGAACUGAAGCGCAUUGUGGAAGGCAUUUUGAAAAAGCCACCUGAAGAUCAGAGACUAUAUAAGGAUGACGUGCUGCUUAAUGACACUCAGACUCUUGGAAAUUGUGGCUUCACGAAUCAAACAGCACGACCUCAAGCCCCGGCGACAGUGGGUUUAGCCUUUCGUCUGGGUGACGACUCAUUUGAGCAGCUGAGGAUCGAGUCAUUUUCCACCCCGCCUGAGCUUCCUGAUGUCAUGAAACCCCAAGAUUCAGGCAGCACAGCCAACGAGCAGGCCAUCCAGUGAGGGGAGGAAGCGGGGACGCCGGAGGGACACGCAGAGGGAAGGAUGGGUUGCAUUUUGGGAAGUUAUGCCUCUGCAAGACAAGUUUUCCUGUGUCUUUGGCAGAUCUUCAGCAGGGCAUCAACAAACAUGGACUCCCUUUGUAAUUGGAGGGUACCUAAAUUGCCUUGAAUUGGAAAGCGCAUGCUAGAUAAAUUUACAACAUUUUACAAGACCCUUCAGAAACAUCUGUUGGACUUGUUAUGACACUGUCAGUCAUCCAUUGGAUUGGUAAAGGCUGAAUUUAAGACUUGUACCUCUUUAUUUAAUUUUUAUUUUUUAAGUAAGGUAACUGCUGUCUUACUUUGUGUUCUUGUUUUGCUGGCUUAAAACUCUGAGUUUUGAAGUUGUGACAUUUUAGGCUUUUAUGUUUGUCUUUCUUUAUGAAACUUAAAUUAGGAUUAACAUGUUUUUUGGUCUGAAUGUGUUGCAACAAAAGGUGGGAAUUGGUCAAUCUUUGAGGUAAAGGACAAGAAUUUAUAAAAAGAACAGACAUGUUUUCAGAUUAUUGGAAUCUAAAAACGAGAUUGUAGCUGGAAAAUCAAGGCGGUGAUUUGAAUGAGUGGCCUUCAUUGCUUCAGAUACAGCAGGCGGCUCAUUUGACUCCUUUUGUUUUGAUCUUUGGUACCGAACACCCCUUUUAACAUCACCCAUAGAAUAUUGAGUUGAACUGGGGGUAAAAAAGUUUAUAAAGGUUAUGGUGUAAAACAACUGUGAACUUCAUUCAGGAGUUCCUGUAUUAUUUCCCACUCACCGACCAUGUCAAAAGUGUUUAUUGUUGCAUAAAAUGUGUUUGAAAAUCAAAGCAGUGGAACUGUGUGGCGGAAACAGAGCUGCACUUUUGUUUCAUUUAACAUUAAAACAAUUGUUUUU
Oryzias latipes (Japanese medaka) is the source of this 1439-nucleotide messenger RNA. Its product is annotated as elongin-B. Gene Ontology annotation, biological process: transcription elongation by RNA polymerase II. The record is from RefSeq and is a predicted model, not a curated record. NCBI's taxonomy places the organism in Eukaryota, Metazoa, Chordata, Actinopteri, Beloniformes, Adrianichthyidae. Gene Ontology annotation, molecular function: protein binding; nucleic acid binding. Gene Ontology annotation, cellular component: VCB complex; elongin complex.